UAAAGAUAGCUUCAUUGUUCAGAACUUUUUCCUACUGUCAGAUGAGCUUGUGCGUGUAGAACAUAAACUGAUAAGAUAGGAACGCAAGGCACGCAGUGUGAUAAAACAAAGACCUAGCAAAUUGAUUUCAGGCGGAAAACUAGCAGUUUAAUUUGGACACUAAUUAAACUUUACAUUCCAAUAAACGAGAUGGCCUCAAAAGUUAAGAUUGGCAUUAUCGGAGGAUCCGGGUUGGACGACAGUCAGAUUAUUGAGAAUCGCACCGAACGCGUGGUAAACACACACUUUGGCAUUCCCUCCGAUGUCCUUAUCGAAGGCAAGAUUGCCGGUGUAGAUUGCGUGCUGCUAGCACGCCACGGAAGAAACCAUUCGAUUAUGCCAACGAACGUGAACUAUCGGGCUAACAUUUGGGCAUUGAAAGCGCUUGGCUGUACGCAUGUAAUCGUUUCGACGGCUACAGGUUCGUUGAAGGAAGAAAUACAUCCCGGAGAUAUCGUGAUUCCGGACAACUUUAUCGAUCGUACUACGAAACGCGUGCAAACUUUUUACGAUGGCAACGAGCUGCUGUCGGGCGUCUGUCACAUCCCUAUGGAGCCGGCAUUCUGUAAUCGUACGCGGGACGUUCUCAUCGAAACGGCACGAGGCAUCGGUCUGGGGGUACACGAGAAGGGCACGGUCGUUACAAUCGAAGGUCCACGCUUUUCGAGUAAAGCCGAAAGUAAUCUAUUCCGCCAGUGGGGUGCCGACCUGGUAAACAUGACGCUGGUCCCGGAGGUAGUACUGGCGAAGGAGGCUGGUCUCUGCUAUGCCGCCAUUGCCAUGGCAACCGAUUACGACUGCUGGAGGGAAACGGGUGAGGAUGUAAAUGUGGCAGAUGUGCUAGCAACGUUCAAGAAGAACGUUACGAAGGUAACUGAUCUGAUUAUCAACGCUAUACCGAAGGUAGCCGCCCUUGAUUGGUCGGAUACAAUUGAAGAGCUGGGGAAGACGGUCAAUACCAGCAUUAUGCUUCCCCAUUCUAACUAAUUAACCAAACAGCGUACACCAAAUAUGCGCGCACAUAAACACAGAAAAGCGAGCACUCACUCUGUCGCCAGCCGGGAAAUAAUCAUCUCACCAACGGGGUCGUAAAUGGGGUAAACCUAUCAUAUGCCUAGUCAAUUGCAAUCUUUCUUUGCCAUACAAAUAGACCGAUGCGAAGGCCCUCUGUGAAAACCGUGCUUACUUUCAAAAGCAAUACAAUCCCAUGUUCAGCACAAAUAUGAAUAUCUUGCCAUUGACUAAAGGAAUUCGUCGGUCACUGUGCAACUUUUCGAAUAAUAAAACAUUUGUAAAGGCAUUACUUUUUA
Anopheles funestus (African malaria mosquito) is the source of this 1349-nucleotide messenger RNA. Its product is annotated as S-methyl-5'-thioadenosine phosphorylase. The coding region runs from base 190 to 1026 and encodes 278 amino acids. Gene Ontology annotation, cellular component: cytosol. Gene Ontology annotation, biological process: nucleoside metabolic process. The transcript has 2 exons. The record is from RefSeq and is a predicted model, not a curated record. Gene Ontology annotation, molecular function: S-methyl-5-thioadenosine phosphorylase activity. NCBI's taxonomy places the organism in Eukaryota, Metazoa, Arthropoda, Insecta, Diptera, Culicidae.